This is a messenger RNA of Paramacrobiotus metropolitanus, 5955 nucleotides long. Its product is annotated as DNA-directed RNA polymerase II subunit RPB1-like. Gene Ontology annotation, cellular component: RNA polymerase II, core complex. Gene Ontology annotation, molecular function: DNA binding. The record is from RefSeq and is a predicted model, not a curated record. The coding region runs from base 212 to 5545 and encodes 1777 amino acids. Lineage: Eukaryota; Metazoa; Tardigrada; Eutardigrada; Parachela; Macrobiotidae. The transcript is spliced from 27 exons. Gene Ontology annotation, biological process: transcription by RNA polymerase II.
AGUGCUGGAUGUACUUACGUACACAUUGUACAGUAUGAAUUCAAGUAAUUUUUUAUUUUGCGUCGGAAACUGCUGGAUGUAAGUUUUUUCGUGAUUUAUAUUUGCGAAUGAAUAAAUCAUCUGAGAUCAGACUGUGAAGGGAAAUGGGAUUUCGUUAGGAAAAGGUUGGUGAAGUGGAAAGUUGGGAAGGGUAAUAUUGCGAUUGUCCGAAAUGGCGGUCGCCGCUCUCACUAUGGACUCGUCUGCGCCGAUCCGGACGGUGAAACGGGUGCAGUUUGGCAUCCUGAGUCCGGACGAAAUUCGCGCGAUGUCGGCGUCGGAAGGUGGGAUCAAGUACCCCGAAAUCUACGAACAGGGUCGACCCAAACUCAAUGGACUGAUGGAUCCGCGUUUGGGAACUGUGGACAGGAUGAUGCGGUGUCAGACGUGUGCUGGCAACAUGACGGAGUGCCCAGGGCAUUUCGGUCAUAUCGACUUGGCAAAACCAGUAUUUCAUGUCGGGUUUCUAACAAAAACGAUCAAAGUGCUCCGCUGUGUUUGCUUCACUUGUUCCCGUUUGUUGGUGAACCCGGAAACAGAUGCAAUGAAACGAGCCAUAGCACUCUCCAAGGGAAAUCCCAAGAAGCGCCUCCAAGUGGUAUACGAUAUUUGUAAGUCCAAGAGUAUUUGUGAGGGUGGGGCGGAGUUGGACGCGAAAAAACCAGACGAUGGCGAUGGUGCACCGGAAGAUGCCACCAAGAAAAAAACUGGAUUCUCCGGCUGUGGACGCUACCAACCGCGAAUAAAGCGCAGCGGUUUGGAUCUUUUUGGUGAAUGGAAAAAUUUGAAUGAAGACAACCAAGAGCGGAAAACUCCAAUCUCUGCAGAUCGAGUGUUGGAAAUUUUUCGGAACAUUUCUGACGAAGACUGUGUUCUGCUGGGUUUUGACACAAAGUUCGCUCGACCGGAGUGGAUGGUUAUUACUGUACUGCCGGUGCCCCCGCUUCAAGUUCGACCUUCAGUUGUCAUGAUGGGAUCUGCUCGUAGCCAGGACGAUCUCACAUACAAGCUGGCAGAGAUUGUGAAAACCAACAAUCAGCUUAAGCGAAAUGAGGCGAGCGGAGCUGCAGCGCAUGUGAUCGCUGAAGAUACGAAAAUGUUACAGUACCACGUGUCUACUUUGGUUGAUAAUGAUAUUCCUGGUCUUCCAAAGGCCAUGCAAAAAUCUGGGCGCCCGUUGAAGUCUGUCAAGGCGCGUCUCAAAGGAAAGGAAGGUCGUCUCCGCGGUAAUUUAAUGGGUAAACGGGUCGACUUUUCGGCUCGUACUGUAAUCACCCCAGAUCCCAACCUACGUAUCGAUCAAGUCGGAGUUCCGAAAACCAUCGCUCAGAAUCUUACUUUUCCUGAAAUUGUAACACCGUUCAACAUCGAAAAACUGUACGCUUUGGUUUACCGUGGACACAAUCAACAUCCCGGCGCGAAAUACAUCAUCCGAGAUAAUGGUGACAGAAUUGACCUCCGAUUUCAUCCGAAAGCAAGUGACUUGCACUUGGAAUGUGGUUACAAGGUUGAACGUCAUAUAAACGACGAUGAUGUCAUUAUUUUCAACCGUCAGCCAACGCUGCACAAAAUGUCUAUGAUGGGGCACAGAGUAAAAAUUCUACCUUGGUCAACGUUCCGUUUGAAUCUUAGUGUUACGACUCCGUACAAUGCGGAUUUCGACGGUGACGAAAUGAAUUUACAUGUUCCACAAUCUAUGGAAACCAGGGCCGAAGUUUCAGAAAUCAUGCUGGUACCGCGGCAGAUUAUUACACCACAGGCAAAUAGACCCGUCAUGGGUAUCGUGCAAGAUACUUUGACAGCCGUGCGGAAGAUGACAAAGCGCGAUGUAUUUGUUGAUAAAGAACAAAUGAUGCAGAUACUAAUGUGGCUGCCUAGCUGGGAUGGCAAAAUCCCAAUGCCAGCCAUUCUGAAGCCGAAACCGUUGUGGACCGGAAAGCAGAUUUUCAGCUUAGUAAUCCCUGGACCCGUAAAUGUCAUCCGUACCCACAGCACUCAUCCGGAUGACGAGGAUGAUGGCCCCUAUAAAUGGAUUUCCCCUGGUGAUACUAAGGUGUUGAUUGAGCACGGUCAGUUAUUGAGCGGCAUUAUCUGUAAAAAAAGUCUCGGGACGUCAGCUGGAUCGUUGAUUCAUAUCGUCUUUCUGGAGUUGGGCCAGGAAAUCUGCGGGAGAUUUUUGUCGCAUAUUCAAACUGUUGUGAACAACUGGCUGUUGCUGGAAGGCCACAGUAUCGGCAUUGGAGAUACAAUCGCUGAUCCACAGACAUACCGCGACAUUCAGGAAUCAAUUAAAAAAGCCAAACAGGAAGUGGAGGAAGUCAUUGCAAAAGCGCACAACGAUGAACUCGAACCAACUCCAGGCAAUACGUUGCGGCAGACCUUCGAAAACCAAGUGAACAGGAUUCUGAAUGAAGCUCGUGAAAAAACUGGUUCAAGCGCUCAGAAGUCCUUAUCCGAUUAUAACAACUUCAAGGCUAUGGUCGUCGCCGGAUCGAAAGGCUCCAAGAUCAACAUUUCCCAGGUCAUUGCUUGUGUCGGGCAGCAGAACGUGGAAGGAAAGCGGAUACCUUUCGGCUUCCGACACCGUACUCUGCCACAUUUUAUCACGGAUGAUUACGGGCCAGAAAGUCGUGGUUUUGUGGAGAAUUCCUACUUAGCAGGAUUGACACCGUCAGAAUUUUUCUUCCACUCCAUGGGAGGUCGGGAAGGUUUAAUUGAUACAGCCGUGAAAACUGCUGAGACGGGGUACAUUCAGCGGCGUCUGAUUAAAGCCAUGGAGAGCGUCAUGGUGCAGUACGAUGGAACGGUUAGAAAUGCCCAUCAAGCGAUGAUCCAGUUACGGUACGGCGAAGACGGUCUGGACUCAUGCGCUGUCGAGUUCCAAAAUCUAGCCACAAUGAAACCCAGCAAUACUGCUUUUGAAAAGCGUUUCAAAAUGCAGACCAGCAACGAGAGAUAUUUGAAGAAAUUGUAUGAGCCGGGUGUGGUCAGUGAUAUUUUGGCUAAUCCGGAUGUACCUAACAUUUUGGAACAAGAAUUCCAGCAGAUGAAGCGUGAUCGUGAGACUAUCCGGAAGAUUUUUCCCACAGGUGAAUCGCGUGUUGUGUUGCCGUGUAAUCUUUCGCGUAUGAUAUGGAACGCACAAAAGACUUUCCACAUCAACUUGCGUGGAACAAGUGAUCUUCAUCCUGUUCGUGUUGUGGAAGGUGUCUCGGAGCUUUUGAAGAAAUUGGUGAUCGUCAAGGGAGAAGAUCGAUUGAGCAGGGAAGCACAGGAAAAUGCUACAAUUUUGAUUAAUACCAUGAUUCGUUCUACUCUUUGCUCGAGGAAGAUGGCUGAGGAGCAUCACCUAAAUACGGAAGCAUUCGAGUGGUUGUUGGGUGAGAUAGAAUCCAAGUUCGCGCAAUCUCAAGCCGUGCCGGGAGAAAUGGUGGGUGCACUGGCUGCUCAGAGUCUGGGAGAACCGGCUACGCAGAUGACUUUGAACACCUUCCAUUAUGCCGGAGUCUCUGCUAAGAACGUAACCCUUGGUGUGCCGCGAUUGAAAGAGUUGAUUAACGUAAGCAAAAAGCCGAAAACACCAUCGCUGACCGUGUUUUUGCUUGGCCAAGCAGCGAGAGAUGCAGAAAAAGCCAAGGAAGUGCUGUGCCGGCUGGAACAUACGACCCUUCGUAAAGUGGCUGCCAAUACCGCUAUCUAUUACGAUCCCGACCCGCAGCAGACAGUCAUCCAGGAAGAUCAAGAGUUUGUAAAUGUGUAUUAUGAAAUGCCCGAUUUCGAUACUUCCCGCGUUAGUCCCUGGCUACUGCGCAUUGUAAUGGACCGUAAACGUAUGACGGAUAAGAAAUUAACCAUGGAAAGUAUAGCUGAGAAAAUCCAGCAAGGAUUUGGCGACGAUUUGUUGGUCAUCUUCAACGAUGACAAUGCGGAGAACCUGGUUAUGCGCAUCCGUAUCAUGAAUAAUCCAACGGAUGACAAAAUGGAUGAUGAGACGAGGGAUCAAGUUGAUAAGAUGGAGGAUGACAUGUUUUUGCGGUGUAUCGAAACGAAUUUGUUGUCCGAUCUGACAUUGCAGGGAAUCGAAGCGAUCAGCAAAGUGUACAUGCACUUGCCACUAGUGGAGAAUAACAAGAAACGCGUUGUUAUAACGGACGAAGGAGAAUUUAAAGCCAUUUCAGAGUGGAUUCUGGAAACGGAUGGUACCAGUUUGAUGAGGGUGUUGGCUGAUCGAGAUGUGGACCCCGUCAGGACUGUUAGUAAUGAUAUAUGCGAAGUGUUUGCGGUCUUGGGUAUCGAAGCGGUUCGUAAGUCGCUGGAAAAAGAAAUAAAUCACGUCAUUUCUUUCGAUGGCUCUUACGUGAAUUACCGCCAUUUGGCACUUUUGUGCGAUGUGAUGACCGCUAAAGGGCAUUUGAUGGCUAUAACCCGCCAUGGCAUAAAUCGGCAGGAAGUGGGACCACUAAUGAAGUGUUCUUUCGAAGAGACUGUGGAUGUGUUGAUGGAAGCCGCGGCUCAUGCAGAAUGUGAUUACCUUAAAGGUGUGUCGGAGAAUAUCAUGCUUGGACAGCUGGCUCGGCUGGGAACGGGAGCUUUCGACUUAAUUCUGGACCCCGAUAAGUGCCGACAUGGUAUGGAGGUACCCAUGAAUAUCGCCAAUUUGGCUCACAUUGAAGAUGGAGCGGGAGCUUUGUUGGACGGAAGAAACGCGCCACUGACACCUUGGCUCAAUGCUGGCACGCCGUCAUACAAUCAGGCUUGGUCACCAUUGGCCGCCGUCACGCCAGGCCAUUCUGUAUUUUCACCGAUGCCUAACAUGAGCCCGAUGAUGACACCUCGGGGAGAUGGCGGAGCAUCGCCUUGGUCCCCUGCUGCCGGACUCAUGUCACCGGGGCCUUCCAGCCCGAUGUUUCCAAUGUCGCCGAAUCCGAGUUAUUCGCCUUCAUCGCCAUUGCAUGUCGGGCCAAGCAGCCAUUACUCUCCUAGCUCGCCUGUGUAUUCUCCAACUUCUCCAGCUGGCGCAUCUCCAAAUUAUUCUCCGACGAGUCCCAAUUACAGUCCAACGAGUCCAUCCUACUCACCUGUCAGUCCACGGCAUUCGUAUUCGCCAACCUCGCCGAGCUACAAUGCUUUAUCUCCUAGUGUUGGAGCCGGUGGACUUGGAGGAGCUUCGCCAAGCUACAGCCCUACGUCUCCGCGCAUUGGAUAUUCUCCAACGUCGCCUAGCUAUAGUCCAACAUCGCCACAGAUGUACAGCGCUGGCACUGGAUCCCCGACUUACAGCCCUUCAAGUCCGGCGUAUUACUCACCAACAUCUCCACAGUAUUCUCCGGCUUCUCCAUCGUACAGCCCCACAUCACCGCAGUACAGUUCUCCAGCAAGUCCGGCGUAUUCGCCAAGUUCUCCAGCAUAUAUUUCACCAGCUUCUCCAGUUUAUUCACCUUCUUCACCCUCCUAUUCGCCGUCGCAGAUUUCACCGGCCAGUCCAAGUUACCAGUACAACGACUAAGGGAGGAAUGAUGUGGAUAUUUGAAUUGUUUAGAUUGUUAACAGUGAUGUAUUGAUUUGGGUGAAUGCAGUCGAAUUCGCGCAUCUGGCAUUCGGUUUUUACUGAGAUAGUUUGAAUACAUGAUCUUGUGGCCAAAGGUCAUGGUUUUUGGUUUUUAUGUUUAAGCGGUGUUCUCCAUAAUCUGAUCUAGGAAGACGGCUAGAUAUCGUAUUUUUACUUGUAAAUACUUACAAAAAUUUGAAGUCUCAGUUUAUUGUGGUUAUUUGUUUAUAGCAGUGCAAUUUCUUUCACUACUGGAGCUCUGAAAAGCAGUUUGGUUUCUGUUGUGGUGUUGAUGAUUGGUUAUGGAAUGGUCCAAUCUAAAUGUCGUUUUCUAUGCGAUUGCGAAUAAUGAACCUGCAAAUUCGGUU